AAUAAAUACAGUUCUCGUGGUCUAUUGUAAUCAUAUAGAUGUUUAAACUUUUUGUUGUUUUCAUUUCAUGUAGCACUGUUUUGCUCAAAAUUGCAUUGCAUACGAGGAACUUUCGGUGAUUUCAGUGGGCCACCUUUCUGGCCGCUUGACGUUAUCAGCGGGUCUUUGGGUUUCCGUGCGUUCAUGCGUUUUCUUUUACUGUCUAUGGUUCAUGCGCGUCAUUAUCUGCUGAAAGCCCCCCGCGGAGCGUCAGUUUGCAAUACUCGCUCGCGCGCCCGUUGUUGUGUGUUUCCUAUAACAACAUUAGCUUACAGAUAACCUCAGAUAAGCAUUAGCAAUGCAGAUCAACAAGUGAAAACUUUUCGAAAGAAUUUCAGGAACGUUUCAACAACAGGUGCGUCAAAAAAAAAAAAUCAGCAGAGGAUUUUCUUGUAAUGCACUGAUCUGUACAAACGACUGAGCUCCUGGUGAACAGUAUCUACAUGAUCCUGGAAACUUUAAUGUUGUUUGGACAACAGUAGCAGAGGCAGAUAAUCUGUCAAGACAGCCAUGGCAAUAUAUGAUGUUAACAAGAGAUGGGAGGUAUAUGAGACCUCACAUAAAAGAGAUUUCAUCUAUAGACCCAUUUCAUCUAUUCCAACUCUAAGACCGAAAACAUCUGGCAAUAUCUAUAGAAAUUCAUACAAACUGGAUGAUCCGGUAGGAGCAACUGCAUACAGUGAUGAUUUCUGCUGGAAGCCUGUGUCAAAAACUACUUGCAUAAGGUCUGCCACGGCAUCAGGAAACAGAAGAAACAACCCGCAUCCAAGCCAGGCAUUCAUGGUGUGGAGGCAUUCUGCAGAUCAAAUGAAGCAUUUUGGUGCUAGUUCCCCUCUACAGCACCUGGUGACUGAGAAGGAAAUCCAAAAGGCUCUCAGUGCCCAGUAUAGCUCGACCUACAGGACUGAUUUUCUUGGAUUACCUCAAGGAAUUAUGAAGAACCAUGCAGUCUGUACACCUUUUAACCACAGCAAUGGUGUCCACUACUAUACCCAGACUGAAAUGAGACACAACUUCCGCCCACCCAAACUGAAACUUGAGCUUCUGGUGAAUAACUCUCGCUAUGGGUGCAAUAAACUGCAUGGUGUAGCAGCGAGGGGUAUUGUUCCUACAGUGACUCACAGUCACAUCAAUAACCGGGAAAACAACAAACUGGAGACCACCUACAAUAAACAUUUCGGAGAAAAUAAGGAUGUGAAGACAAUGCACAUAACCAGCUACUCUGCUGAUGGAUGUGAAGGGAAGAAUAGGGGUGUGAUCAUGCAAAACUCUUCCACACUGGAGAGGGUAUCAGCCUGGCCUGGGCCUUUAUAAAGAUGCCAUUUUGAACCAUGAAAAGCUAUAUAAAGCUGUAUGAAUAUGUGUGCAUUGCAUUUUCUUUUUUUUCUUUUCUUUUAUUAUUUAGAGUUCUGUUUUUCUUCCAGAAGAUAGAACAUUCCUGCUUUUAUGAAACUGCCUUCAUGCAUCUUUAAAUGGUGUGCUUAAUAAAAUACUGAAAUGACAACUGAUAAUAGG
Molecule: messenger RNA, 1554 nt
Organism: Carassius auratus (goldfish)
Lineage: Eukaryota; Metazoa; Chordata; Actinopteri; Cypriniformes; Cyprinidae
Gene: tex26
Product: testis expressed 26
Exons: 7
Coding region: 550-1353 (267 amino acids)
Cellular component (GO): cytoplasm
Source: RefSeq, a predicted model, not a curated record